ACCCAAACAAGGCACUAAUGCACUAUGGCAGGUACUACUGUAUAAAAACAGUUAGCUAAGUCAUUAAAACACCAUGUGGAGAGUGGAGUAUAAUAGUAUAUGCAUAAUGCAUGCAUGUAUAUAGAAGAAGCUUAUAUAGGUGAAAAAGAAAGAAAACUCCAUAAUAUAUUAUAUAUAUAUAUAUAAAGAGUAGCUAACAUAAUUAAAAUCCUAAUAUUAAUAAAAAUAAGGUUCCGAUGAGGAGAGGGUUUAUGUGCCAAUCGCCGGCGUCUAUGGCUUUCGGGUGUAUGCCGGAUGAUGUCAUCGUGCCACGUAAGCAUCAGCAGCAUGAGCAUGGGAGAAUGAAGAAUGUUAAGUAUUCUAGGGUUGUUGAAUCAUCAGAAGAAAAAAGGUUGUUGUUAUUAAAAAGGAGAGAUGGAUUUAAUCAUAAUCGUAAUCUUAAAGCUCAUGCUCAUGCUCAUGCUCAUGCUCAUGCUCAUGCUCAUGCUCAUGCUCAUGCUCAUGCUUAUCAACUUCCGAUUAAAACCAAGUCUUUGCAAAUCAAUUCCUCCACUUCACCUCUUCUUUUUCAGGUAGUGGUCCUAAGAGUCUCUCUCCAUUGCCAAGGAUGUGCCGCUAAAGUCAAGAAACAUUUAUCAACAAUGGAAGCAGGGGUAACAUCCUUCACCAUAGACUUGGAAACCAAGAGGGUUACAGUUAGGGGCCAUGUUUCACCAUCAGGACUCCUUCAAAGCAUCUCCAAGAUUAAGAGGGCCGAGUUCUGGACAUCCUGAAUAUCUUUUUUCAUUUUUUUUAGUUUUUUUUUUUAAUGUUCUAAUUUAAGUUUAUUCCUGCAUACUUCUUUUACUGUUGUUGGAAAUUCGAAUUAAAUUCAAAUUUAUCA
This is a messenger RNA of Spinacia oleracea (spinach), 883 nucleotides long. RefSeq lists its product as uncharacterized. NCBI's taxonomy places the organism in Eukaryota, Viridiplantae, Streptophyta, Magnoliopsida, Caryophyllales, Amaranthaceae. The transcript is spliced from 3 exons. The record is from RefSeq and is a predicted model, not a curated record. Gene Ontology annotation, molecular function: metal ion binding. Bases 237 to 773 code for a protein of 178 amino acids.